Messenger RNA from Linepithema humile (Argentine ant), 1383 nucleotides. RefSeq lists its product as uncharacterized. Lineage: Eukaryota; Metazoa; Arthropoda; Insecta; Hymenoptera; Formicidae. The record is from RefSeq and is a predicted model, not a curated record. Gene Ontology annotation, molecular function: 2-oxoglutarate-dependent dioxygenase activity.
AUUAAUUGCAGAUAUAUAUCGUCAGAAAUUGAUUGUUUCAAAUUAAGAUUUGAAAAAUAAUCCUGAUUGAUUCGCGAAAUUAAUAUUUUAAAUUAUUAUCGGUUCUCUUCAAUCUCCAUCAUGGCGAAUAUAAGUGACAAUGCAGCCAUCGCGGAUUCCGCGAAAAAAUCCAUCGACAACGCGAAGAAAGAAUUGCGCGGGAUAUUGGGAAAGAUAGACGACCUGAGGCUUCCGGUUAAAGCGUGGAGGCUGUUGCGCGUUCGUUCGCGAUUAAAACCGACGAAACCGAUAAAGCUACGCGCGAGGCACCUGUGGAUCCUGCUGAUCGCCACGUGGAUGACGGUGCAAGUCGCUCGGAAUCGCGUGCAAACAUAUCGAUAUAACAAGUGUUUGGUAACGGUGCCCCCAUUUACGCAAAAAGUUUUCCGACCGCCAGAAGAUUGUUCAAUUUGCCAGGACGUUCAACAGGUUGACAAGCUCUCCGCUGUUGAUUCGACGAUCUUCGAGCAACGUUACGCGUACUCAGGGAAGCCGGUGGUGAUAAGCGACGCAAUGGCGAACUGGACGGCGCCUCAAAUGUUCUCGUUCGCCUUUUUUAAAGCAUUGUAUCACGGGGAGGAGGCGAGCUGCCAAUUCUUCCCGUAUAAGACGGAAUUUCAGAAUUUACAGGACGUCUUCGACAUGAGCGACAGUCGAGCCACGAUGGAGAAGGGCACGAAGCCCUGGUACGUCGGAUGGAGCAAUUGCGAUGAGAAAAUCGGCGCGAUAUUAAGACAGCAUUAUCAGAGACCGUAUUUUCUUCCCGCUACCGCUGAAAGCGAGAAGACGGACUGGAUUUUUAUGGGAAGCCAUGGCUACGGUGCACCGAUGCAUGUGGACGACGUGGAGCAUCCCUCCUGGCAGGCGCAGAUAAAGGGUGAAAAAUUGUGGAUUUUGGAGCCGCCGCGAGAGUGUCACUACACGUGUAAGAGGCUGGAAGUGAUUGUGCAUCCCGGCGAAAUAAUCGUUUUGGACACGAAUCGAUGGUACCACCAGACGAAGAUCGUUUCCGAAGACAUGAGCAUCACGAUCGGUGCCGAAUAUGAUUGAAAGAGAAGUAAAGCUCAAAAAUUAAUUUUAUUACAUCUGACAGAGCCAAUCUUUAUAGUGGCGAUAUUAUAGACUGUUUGUUAUGGAUUGACAAAUAAUCGUUAUAUAUUGACAAAUAAUUUGCAGUAAGAAUAAGCUUCUGUAUGUGAAUGUAUAGAGAAUAAUAAUGUAGAAUGACAGGAAAUAUAAUGUAGUAGAAACAAAGCGCAACUACGUAUUCGACCAAAUAUUGGAAGAAUAUUUUGCAUUUAAAUGUAUUUGUAGAAAUAAUGUCGCAAUGCCUCGGCUUUUUAA